Triplophysa dalaica is the source of this 1028-nucleotide messenger RNA. It is a transcript of the gene ndnl2, whose product is annotated as necdin-like 2. NCBI's taxonomy places the organism in Eukaryota, Metazoa, Chordata, Actinopteri, Cypriniformes, Nemacheilidae. Gene Ontology annotation, cellular component: nucleus. The transcript has 11 exons. The record is from RefSeq and is a predicted model, not a curated record. The coding region runs from base 154 to 906 and encodes 250 amino acids.
AACGCGUCGUGACGUCUGUUGUCCAGCAGGUGGCGGUGUGAACGCGCGCGCGCGUCAUUGAUUCAGUGUCGAGGAAGAGUGUCUGUGUGUGUGUGCGCGAGGUUUUAUUUUCAUAACGUAAACGGCACAACAAGAUCGUUUGAGGUUUACGCGAUGUCGCAGAGGAAGAAAGCUUCAGCUUCUCAGAGCAAAUCCCAGCGGACGAAUGAGAAUGAAGAUGAAAUGACGCUCAGUCAGAUGACAUCAUCACAGGUCCUAAGAGCUCGAGAGAACUUCACCUCAGUCCAGAUCGACCGGAAGGUUGCAGAAGUGGUCCAAUUCAUCUUGGUUAAGGACCAAAAAAAAAUUCCAGUUCGAAGAGCAGAGAUUGUCAAACACGUGAUGAAAGAAUACAAAGUCAUCUAUUCAGAGGUGAUGAAUCGAGUGCGUCGCACUUUUGAACAGGUGUUUGGAUUAAAACUGGAGGAGAUUGAUACCAAAAAUCACAUUUACAUCCUGAUCAACAAGCUGGAGGCUGGAGAAACAGUCAACAUGUGUCCUGGAAACCCAAAGACCGGUCUUCUGUUUGUCAUCCUCAGCAUCAUUUUUAUGAAGGGAGGUGUUGCCAAAGAGAAUCUUGUGUGGAACACUCUGAAGAAGCUGCGUGUGGAUUCUGGAGAGAAGCACGACGAGUUCAGUGAUGUAAAGAAGCUGGUGACGGACGAGUUUGUUCGUCAGAAAUAUCUGGAGUACGUGAAGAUCCCUCACACUGAGCCGGUGGAGUUUGAGUUUCGCUGGGGUCUGAGGGCUGACAUCGAGCUGUCCAAACUCAAACUGCUGGAGUUUGUCGCUGAGCUUCACGAUCAGGAUCCUCAGAGCUGGACUCAGCAGUUCAGAGAGGCCAGCGCUUCAGAGAGCAGAACUUGAGCAGCUUCUCUCUCUCACUCUUAUUACACACAACACACCUUCCAUAGUUUAGUUACAAUAUCUGUACAAAUUCAAAUUGUAAUAUUAAUUGUUUAUAAUAAAAAUAAAGUUAAUUUACUAUA